AUGGCGGUGCGAGAAACUGUAGAAGAUUUAUAUGGCCUCUCAAUUAGGGGUUUUAGAACCGGUUACCGUUUUGUAUUGUGCGUCGAUGCCAGUUUUCUUAAGCACAAGGAAUGGUUUCAUAAUACAAGAGAAAAAGCAGACAAUCACAAAGUACGUUUAUCUCAAUAUUAUGAAAAGUUUUUACGUGAGCAAAUUGAGAAGACGAGACUGUAUAACGUCAAUCCACUUAACCGAUUCGAGUUUUAUGUGCAUAACGGUGAAUCUCAUUUUAAAGUUAACUUACACGGAAUGACUUGUAGUUGUAGGUUAUUUGAUGUAUCUGGUCUUCUUUGUACCCAUGCCCUAGUUGUUGCCCGUACCCGAAAAUUGGAUCCCUAUGACUUCUGCUCAAGAGACAUGUUAUCCAGUUUGUCAUCAAAACGAUUGGAUAUUCCUGAAAAUAUCAAGCAACGAGUGUGCCUAAAACCACCUGUUAAGGUGAAGAAAAGACGGCCAACAACAAAUUGUAGGUCAUCCCAAGAUGAGCCUCAUAAGGUCCAAAGACGAUGCAGCUCAUGUGGUGGUCAAGGUCAUAACAAAGCAACAUGCAAAUCAGUUAUGCCUGCACCAUCUACUGCAAGAGCAUCAUCUCAGUAG
Molecule: messenger RNA, 636 nt
Organism: Impatiens glandulifera
Lineage: Eukaryota; Viridiplantae; Streptophyta; Magnoliopsida; Ericales; Balsaminaceae
Exons: 4
Coding region: 1-636 (211 amino acids)
Molecular function (GO): zinc ion binding
Source: RefSeq, a predicted model, not a curated record